AUGGCUAACAAGGUCGACCGCAUCGUCGCCCGGCUGCAGAGCAAGAUCACGGAAGGCGACUACUACGAAGCCCAGCAGCAGACCCGCGUCGCCGCCUCCCGCUAUAUCAAGACCUCCAACUGGCCUGCCGCAAUCGACAUACUCGCCAGUGUCGCCCAGCCGCUGCUCCGCGCCGGACAGGGCGGUAGCGGCGGCGACCUCUGCAUCAUGCUCGUCGACGUCUACCGCCAGGCCGAGCUCAAGCCCGACGCCGCCGCCAAGGGCCGGCUGCUGACCUGUCUACGCCUGUUUGACUCCGAGGAACCUACGCGCAAGAAGUUUAUUGGGGAGAUGAUUGGCUGGUCUGCCAAGUUUGGCGAGUUCCCGGCUGGUGACUCGGAGCUGCACCACGUUGCGGGAUCGCUUUACGCUGAAGAGCACGACACAUACGAGGCGGAAAAGCACCUGAUAUUGGGAACCAAGGACUCUCCCGAGGUCUUGACCAAGAUGGAAUACAAGUGGUACAAAGAGGGCGAGCCGCACCAGGCUGGCUUGUUCGCCGGCCGUGCCGUCCUGCCCUACCUGCUCAUCGGCAACGUCCGCGCCGCCAACACAUGCUACCGCCUCUUCACUAGCACGCUGAGUACCGAGAACCCCAACUUGGGCGUCCAGGACGUCUCGGGCAUCAGCGGCGACAUCCGCGUCUUCCCUAGCCUUCCGCUCCUCAACUUCCUCGGCUUCCUGCUCAUGGCCGUCCAACGCUCAGCCCCCGAGCUGUUCAAGGGCCUCAUCUCCAAGUACGCAACCCAGAUCAAUGAGGCCGAGUCGUGGGCGGAUGCGCUCCAGAUGAUCGGCGAGAUGUACUUUGGGAUUACCCAACCCCGUAAGAGCAAUCCCUUGAUGGACAUGAUGAGCGGACUGUUCAGUGGAGGCGCCCCUGGCGGUGCGCCUCAGCAGCAGCAGCGGAGACCGGCUGCGCGGGGUAUUGAUGCCCCGGCGCCAGAGGGACUGGAUUAA
Ilyonectria robusta is the source of this 996-nucleotide messenger RNA. RefSeq lists its product as uncharacterized. The record is from RefSeq and is a predicted model, not a curated record. The transcript has 2 exons. Gene Ontology annotation, molecular function: protein binding. Gene Ontology annotation, biological process: protein insertion into ER membrane. Bases 1 to 996 code for a protein of 331 amino acids. NCBI's taxonomy places the organism in Eukaryota, Fungi, Ascomycota, Sordariomycetes, Hypocreales, Nectriaceae. Gene Ontology annotation, cellular component: TRC complex; cytosol.